Staurois parvus is the source of this 2799-nucleotide messenger RNA. NCBI's taxonomy places the organism in Eukaryota, Metazoa, Chordata, Amphibia, Anura, Ranidae. The record is from the annotation of a GenBank genome assembly.
AUGGCUGAUGAGGGAUACUGUACACCUAGGUUCCCACCGCAGCUUGAAUAUUACCAGAUAUACCGUGGAAACUCUACCGCUGGGGACCUUCUGUCAGCCUUUGAGCUCCUCCAGAUUGGCCCAUCUGGAAAAUCUGAUCUUCCACCUAUUGAUGGACCAACAGACAUGGAGAGAGGACCCAUCCUUCCAGUCCCAAUGGGUAUCCGUCCCGUUCUCAGUAAAUAUAGAGUUGAGAUCCUCUUCUGGGGAUUGAGAGACCUAAAGAGAGUGAAUCUUGCUCAGGUGGACAGGCCAAGGGUGGACAUUGAGUGUGCAGGAAAAGGAGUGCAGUCUGCCCUCAUUCAGAACUACAAGAAGAAUCCGAACUUCAGCACUUUGGUGAAAUGGUUUGAAGUGGAUCUCCCAGAAAAUGAACUGCUACAUCCACCUUUGAAUAUUCGUGUAGUGGAUUGCCGUGCAUUUGGCAGAUACACCCUGGUGGGCUCCCAUGCUGUCAGCUCACUGCGUAAAUUUAUCUACCGUCCCCCAGACAAGAAGUCUCAGCAGUGGAAUACCACCGCUAAAUUGAUGAGUGGCUAUAUGGCACUGGCCAACGGAGGGCCCUACUCUCGCCCCACAGGUGAAAUUGUUGUCAAUAUGGAGCCUGAGGUGCCCAUUAAGAAGAUGGAGACCAUGGUCAAACUAGAGGCGAGUGAAGAGGAGAAAGAAAAGAAGAAGAAAAAGAAGAAAGGGGAAGAGAUUGAAGAAGAGGAGCCAGAUGAGAGCAUGCUGGACUGGUGGUCCAAGUACUUUGCUUCCAUUGAGACACUGAAAGAGCAAUUACGCCAGCAAGAAGCCGCAGCGGCAGAAGCUGAGGAGAAGGAGGAGAUGGAAAUCGCAGAGGAGAUCAAAAUUGAUGAAUCUCCCAUGAAAGGCGCCAAGGGUCAGGUGAAGAACAAAGAAAAAGUCAAAGUGCCCAAAGAGGACAAGAAAAAGAAGCAACAAGCCGAGCAAGCGGAGAAGAAGAACAAGCAGAAGAUUGAUGAGUUAAAGGUCUUCAACAAAGAACUAGAAACUGAAUUUGACAAUUUUGAAGACUGGCUGCACACAUUCAACUUACUAAGAGGGAAGAUCGGGGAUGAUGAUGACACAGUCAGCGAGGAGGAGCGUAUAGUCGGGAGGUUUAAAGGUUCUAUGUGUGUGUACAAGGUUCCACUACCUGAUGAUAUCACCAAAGAAGCUGGCUAUGACCCCAACUUUGGCAUGUUCCAAGGAAUUCCCAGUAAUGAUCCAAUGAAUGUGCUAGUACGAGUCUACGUUGUCAGGGCUACAGAUUUACAUCCUGCUGACAUCAAUGGGAAAGCUGAUCCUUAUGUUGUUAUAAAACUGGGCAAAACUGAUAUCAAAGACAAAGAGAACUACAUCUCCAAACAACUAAAUCCUGUCUUUGGAAAGUCAUUUGACAUUGAGGCCACAUUCCCCAUGGAGUCUAUGCUAACAGUGGCAGUUUAUGAUUGGGACUUGGUGGGGACUGAUGACUUGAUUGGAGAGACCAAGAUCGAUUUGGAGAACCGUUAUUACAGCAAGCACAGAGCGACAUGUGGGAUUUCACAGACAUACGCCAUACAUGGUUAUAAUAUGUGGAGAGAUCCCAUGAAACCUACCCAGAUCAUGUCCAAACUCUGCAAAGAAGGGAAAAUUGAUGGUCCCCACUAUGGCCCUGGAGGACGAGUCAAAGUUCUAAAUCGUGUCUUCACUGGUCCCACUGAGAUUGAAGAUGAAAAUGGUCAGAAGAAACAAACAGACGAACAUUUGGCCCUUUCGGUUCUUCAGCACUGGGAGGAGAUCCCGCGAGUUGGCUGCAGGUUGAUUCCAGAACAUGUAGAGACACGACCCUUGCUAAAUCCAGACAAGCCAGGAAUUGAACAGGGUCGUAUAGAAAUGUGGGUAGAUAUGUUCCCCAUGGACAUGCCAGCUCCAGGUCCUGCCAUUGAUAUCUCUCCAAGGAAACCAAAAAGAUACGAGCUUAGAGUGAUAAUUUGGAAUACCGAUGAGGUAAUCCUGGAAGAUGAUGAUUACUUCACAGGAGAAAAGUCUAGUGACAUUUUUGUCAGGGGGUGGCUGAAGGGACAACAGGAGGAUAAGCAAGACACAGAUGUCCACUAUCACUCUCUUACUGGUGAAGGCAACUUCAACUGGAGGUUCAUCUUUCCAUUUGAUUAUCUGGUGGCUGAGGAAAAGAUUGUCAUCUCCAAGAAGGAGUCAAUGUUCUCCUGGGAUGAGACGGAGUACAAGAUUCCAGCACGCCUUACCCUACAAGUCUGGGAUGCCGACCACUUCUCUGCUGAUGACUUCCUGGGCGCCAUCGAGUUAGACUUGAACCGUUUCCCUAGAGGAGCAAAGACGGCGAAGCAAUGCUCCAUAGACAUGGUGGCACCUGAGGUGGAUUUGCCAAUGGUCUCUAUCUUCAAACAGAAGAGGGUGAAAGGAUGGUGGCCAUUCGUUGCCAGAAAUGAAAAUGAUGAACUUGAACUCACUGGUAAAGUGGAGGCAGAGCUCCACCUACUAACAGCGGAAGAGGCGGAGAAAUCACCGGCUGGUCUCGGACGCAAUGAGCCGGAUCCUCUUGAAAAACCAAAUCGGCCUGACACAUCUUUCAUCUGGUUCCUUAACCCGCUUAAGUCCAUCAAGUACCUCAUCUGUAAUCGCUACAAGUGGCUCAUCAUUAAGAUCGUCUUGGCCUUGCUGCUACUGGCGAUGGUGGCACUCUUCCUGUACAGCAUGCCAGGCUACAUGGUCAAGAAGCUGCUGGGAGCAUGA